CGAAUUUUAGUGCAAAUAAAUAUAAAUAGAACACUACUAUUGUUUUUGGUUAAUAAGUAUUAAAUCUUUAUACUCAGCUUGAUUUCAAUAACGGCACUACAAAGAGCACUUAAUAACAAAAAAGAAGAUAUAAAACAGACAUUUAAAAAGACAGUUUAUGUAAGGUAAAAAGACAAAAAACUAUGGAGCACAAAUCGCGUUUAUUUAGCCUUAUGGAGGAACCAACCAAUCUGUGAGAUUUUCCAAAUAUUUCUGAAAAAAACCAACCCUGUAUCUCUCACUGUUUCCAAUAUCGUUAUAAUGUGACUCGAAUUUGAAACACUUUGUACAGGGUGGUUCAGUUUCUUCAAAAAAAUCAUUAUUGAUAAUUCUUCAAUGUGAAACAUUUGAAACAUUGGUAAAAUGACAGCGUUUCUAUGAGGUUAAAGGUUAGGUUGAUAAAUAAAUAAAAGAUAAACCAAAGCUUUGUCACUAUUCAUUUAUAUAAGUUAAAGAAGGAUAAACAGACACGGCACACUAGAAAUUAAUAAUUUGCUUUCUCAUUAUAUAUUUAUCCUUCUCUAACCUACAAAAUUAGAAGAGGAUAUACAUUCAAGCUGUUACAAAGCAAAAUGAAAACGCUACACUGACGAGUUUUGAAACUUGACAGACGAUUGGGUCCUAACCUCAAAAGUAAACAAUCGAUUACUCAGCAAAAAUUGGAAAUUUAAAUCUCUGGAAUCCAUCGACUCACUGGAAUUUUGGGAUAAAAGGCUUCUAUAACCAUGACGGUUAUAAAUAAGAUGGAGAUUGAUGGUGGAUCAAAAGGCGAAGGUUUCCGAUCCUACUACAUCACCAAAAUCGAAGAACUACAGCUUGUUGUAGCUGAAAAAAGUCAAAAUUUGAGGCGUCUACAAGCUCAAAGAAACGAACUAAAUGCCAAAGUCCGUAUGCUUAGAGAAGAACUCAUGCUGUUGCAAGAACAAGGCAGCUACGUGGGCGAAGUAGUCAAACCAAUGGACAAGAAAAAAGUCCUGGUCAAAGUCCACCCUGAAGGAAAAUUCGUAGUCGAUAUUGACAAAAACAUCGACAUCAAUGACGUCACUCCUAAUUGCAGAGUGGCUUUGAGAAACGAAAGUUACACUCUACAUAAAAUACUUCCCAACAAGGUUGAUCCAUUGGUCUCUCUUAUGAUGGUGGAAAAAGUGCCAGAUUCCACUUACGAAAUGGUGGGUGGUUUGGACAAACAAAUCAAGGAAAUCAAAGAGGUUAUUGAAUUGCCUGUUAAACAUCCAGAAUUGUUUGAUGCUCUUGGUAUUGCUCAACCAAAAGGCGUUUUGCUUUAUGGUCCACCUGGAACUGGUAAAACUCUUCUAGCAAGAGCUGUAGCCCAUCACACUGAAUGCACUUUUAUUCGUGUGUCUGGUUCUGAGCUGGUACAAAAAUUCAUUGGAGAAGGAUCCAGAAUGGUGCGAGAAUUGUUCGUUAUGGCUCGAGAACACGCCCCCUCUAUCAUUUUUAUGGACGAAAUCGAUUCUAUUGGAUCGUCUCGUAUCGAGUCUGGUUCAGGAGGUGACUCAGAAGUCCAAAGAACUAUGUUGGAAUUGCUGAAUCAACUGGACGGUUUUGAGGCAACUAAAAACAUCAAGGUCAUUAUGGCGACUAAUCGUAUCGAUAUUCUGGAUCCGGCCUUGUUGAGACCCGGUCGUAUUGAUAGGAAAAUCGAAUUUCCACCACCGAAUGAAGAAGCCCGUUUGGACAUUUUAAAAAUUCAUUCACGCAAGAUGAAUUUGACAAGAGGUAUUAAUCUGAGGAAAAUUGCUGAGCUAAUGCCAGGGGCUAGUGGAGCUGAAGUCAAGGGUGUUUGUACUGAAGCUGGAAUGUACGCUCUGAGAGAAAGAAGAGUCCACGUGACCCAAGAAGAUUUUGAAAUGGCAGUGGCCAAAGUUAUGCAGAAAGAUUCAGAGAAAAACAUGUCCAUCAAAAAGUUGUGGAAAUAAUUAUUUUACGUAUGUAUUGUGCUUUUGUAUUAAUUAAGCUUUUUCUGAAAAUUAUUGAUUAAAUAUUAGGAAAAUGUACACUUACCUAUUUAUUCUGUUGCCAAAACCUCCUAAUCCUACUAUACAUCCAAGGACAAUGAAAUAAUACACAAAACUAAUUGUUAAAUAUUAAAUUAUAAUUAUUAUUCAAUUAGAUAGGUACUUAUCAAGCUGAUGUGCGUUAAAUUUAAAAUGUGAAAUUUCAAAAUAAGAAAACAUUUUUCUAAAGCCUGCCGUUUUCAAACAUAAUUAACCAGAGUUUUUUAACAAUAUAAAAAUUAUUAAUUUUAACAGUUUUUUUCAGAUAUGCCCUACUUGUUAUGAUACUCCUAAAUUAUUAAACCACUAUACUACAGCCUUUAUAUUGACUAGCUAGUAUUAUGGCACAAGGAAUAUUUUCAACUGAGUUUCUAAAUGUAAAAUGUUGUUGACUUGUUGAGCUUAUACAAAUCCUAAGGAUAAUUUUAGUAAUUACUAUUGCUGAAAAUUGAUAUUACUUGGCCUGUACAGGCAAAGAUAUAAAAAGCUUCAAGAAAGUAGGUAGUGCUCAUAAUAUGUACAAUCAUUUUUGUAUAAAGCAAUAAUACCAAAGCAUUAAUUAUUUUAUUGGUCAAUUCGUAAAGAUGCUAUUUGGUCUAUUCUAGAAAAAUAUAUAAAUUUGUCGCCUCGCUUAUUCAUAGAGAUAGAUAUGUAUUUAAAAAGGUUUAUUUUUUCCUAAAGAUUUCGUAUUAAUUGGACCACAAUACAGUCUUAAAUCUAGGACCUAAUAAUGUUUUUUUAUACAAGGAAUGAUAUAAGCAUUAGUUAUUAGGUGAACUUUCACUAGAGAGGCCUCAAGAAUUAUUCAUCUACUGGUAAGAAGUAAUAAUAUGGGAAAAUUUACUGUAUUUUGAUAAGUGGUUUUCAUUUUCAACUUAUGACAGCCAUUUAGCCCGAAUGAAAACCCCUUAUCAAUAAAACUGUGCCGCAAAAGCCUCACAUUUACUGUAUUUCCCCAGAAAAUUGGUACUUUAUUAAUUGGUUUCCCAGUAGAUUUACAAUAAAGGUUGCUAAUAUAUAGGCCUAAUUAUUACCUAAUAAGACAAAUGGACGGUUUACUAAGCUACAAAACGUAAAUCCUUACUUCAGUCUAAUUAUUGUGUAGAAAGAACUAAAAAAAAUCCAAUAUAGAAGGCCCCUUUUUUUUGUAUAUAAAUACACUCGUCAAUGUAAAUAUGGGGAAAGGAAAAAAUACAAAAUACUAUUGUGAGGACUAGGAAUCUACAACCACUUUUUCCUGAGGCUGUUGCCCCUGCGCCCCCACAUUAGGUUGUAUCAUACGAUGGUGCCUUGCAGUUGUUGCGGGUCUCCGGUAGGGGGUAGGGCCGAUUGAGA
Ceutorhynchus assimilis (cabbage seed weevil) is the source of this 3392-nucleotide messenger RNA. NCBI's taxonomy places the organism in Eukaryota, Metazoa, Arthropoda, Insecta, Coleoptera, Curculionidae. The record is from the annotation of a GenBank genome assembly.